AUGCACUUCCAGCAGUUCUGGGUGUGGUUUGGUGAAAAAGGGUUAUUUUCAGUAACAACUUUGAAAGAUUUCUACGAAUUGCAAGACAGAUGGAAAGACAGGGAAGUGCUGCAACAGUUUGUUGACGAGCAUUUCGAUCCCCCGGGAUUCGAACUGAUCGAGUGGUAUCCCGAGGACUGGGCAGCAUUCCCGUCAAGCUUCCUCAAAAUUGAGGAUUAUCACUUGAGAAGAUGGGCGCUGCACUUGCACAGAAUAUGGAGGGAUCUUUGCAGACGGGUGAAAGACGACGUGCGACUUCAUCAGGAGCUAUACUCUUUACUUUACGUCCCUCAUCCCUUUAUUAUUCCUGGCGGUCGCUUUCGUGAAUUUUAUUAUUGGGAUUCGUUCUGGAUUGUGAAAGGCUUACUUUUUUCGGAAAUGUAUGAAACUGCAAAAGGGAUUAUUCGUAAUUUGGCUUAUAUGGUUGAAAACCACGGUUUUGUGCCCAAUGGUGGUCGCGUUUAUUAUCUAAUCAGAUCACAGCCACCGCUACUAACCCCUAUGGUUUAUGAAUAUUUUUUGGCCACUGGCGAUCUGGAUUUUGUUCAGGAGACUUUACCGGUGCUUGAGAAGGAAUAUAACUUCUGGAUGCUACAACGUGCGCAAACAUUUCACGACGAUGAACGCGACAAAGAUAUUUUAUUCUUUCAGUAUCGUGCGAGCAUGAAAACACCGCGUCCUGAAUCAUACAGGGAAGAUUUGGAGUUGGCCAAAGAUCUCCCCUCUGAUGGUUUGUUCACUCGAAGUUCACUUCUCUAGUU
Molecule: messenger RNA, 800 nt
Organism: Gongylonema pulchrum
Lineage: Eukaryota; Metazoa; Nematoda; Chromadorea; Rhabditida; Gongylonematidae
Source: the annotation of a GenBank genome assembly